Messenger RNA from Anopheles cruzii, 6917 nucleotides. It is a transcript of the gene chico, whose product is annotated as mucin-19. Gene Ontology annotation, biological process: insulin receptor signaling pathway. Gene Ontology annotation, molecular function: phosphatidylinositol 3-kinase binding; insulin receptor binding. The coding region runs from base 1 to 6798 and encodes 2265 amino acids. The transcript has 10 exons. Gene Ontology annotation, cellular component: plasma membrane; cytosol. The record is from RefSeq and is a predicted model, not a curated record. Lineage: Eukaryota; Metazoa; Arthropoda; Insecta; Diptera; Culicidae.
AUGUCCACACUUACCAACAGCGUCAGCAACAACAAUAAUAACAACAACAACAACAACAAUAACCACCUCCAGCACCACCACAGCAGUCAACAUUUGUCCUCCCCGCAGCAGGGGACGACGACAGCAGCAGCCUCCUCAUCAUUCCUCAGUUCGGCGGCAACAACGACGCCGUCCAGCAUCAACAAUAACAAUACGGCUAGCCCGCACGACAGCAACAUUAUCAACAACAACAACCCAACGGCGACUCCGGCCGCGCCCUCUAGUGGUGGCGUCGUCGGUGGCAUCCUUGGCGUGCGGGAAGUCAGCGCGAAGCUGUUUCUCCCGUUCGCCCGCACGAUGAUGUCCUCGUCGUCCUCGCACGCCGCCAGUGCCACGGACACUGCCGCCGGUCCGAUGGAUACGACGGGUGCGGGUGGCGUUGGCUCAACGGUGGCGAUGGCCGGUAACAACGGUGGUGGCACCGGGACGUCGUCGUCGUCGGGACGCCACCAGCACCAGCUGGUCGUGCCGGAAGCACUGAACGUGGUGCUGCACGGCUACCAGCGCAAGCUGAAGACGAACAAGAAGAAGUACUUCGUCGUGUACGGGGACACGCCGGAAAAGUUCGCCCGGCUCGAGUACUUUGACAGUGAGAAAAAGUUCAAGCAAUCGUUCGCGAAGGGUGUUGCCGGUGAGGGUGGCGGUGGCGGUGGGCCGGCCGCGAAGCGGAGCAUCGCGCUGCGGAGCUGCUUCAACAUCAACAAGCGGCACGACACGAAGAAGCACAUCAUCGCCCUGUUCACGAAGGACGACUGCUUCUGCAUCGUGUUCGAGAGUGAGGACGAGCUCAACCGGUGGCUGCGCACGCUGCUGCGGUUGCAGCGCGGCGAGGAGUCGGAAGGCGACCCCCCGAGGCCCACAUUCGAGCACGUUUGGGAUGUGUUCGUGCAGCGGAAGGGGCUCGGCGACAGCUACGGCAUCCUGGGCAACUAUCGGCUCUGCAUCACCGACAAGAUCCUGUCGCUGGUCCGCAUCGGACCGUCGGUGACCGCCACCGGGGACCAGCGCGUCGAGGUGGUCGAGUUCUCGCUCGCAUCGAUACGACGAUGCGGCAACUCUCAGCGCUACUUUUACCUGGAGGUUGGCCGGAGCUCGAAGACCGGCGCCGGCGAGAUUUGGAUGGAAGUGCAGGACUCCAUCAUCGCGCAAAACAUGCACACUACCAUCAUGAAGUCGGCGAAAAAUAAGGACGACAAUCUCGGACCGAUGAUCCGGAUACGGUCGUCGUCGGCGAACGCCGCCUCGAAGCCCACGUCGAUGCUGUUCCGCCGCCAGACGCACACCGGCCAGAAGCCGAUCAACUGUUCGCCGUCGAGCGUUACUACAUCCGCAUCCAUCUCCGCCGGGGUAUUCCAUCAAAGAGCUUUAUCAUUGCCCAGCGCCCCCAUGUUAGGCCAUUCUCCCCAUAGCGUUACGAACCAUUUGAGUGCGAUCCAUGCGAGUAGUAGUGCCCGAUCUUCCUCCCAGAACAGCGUCUCGGCCGGUUGCGGUGUUGGUGGUGCUGCUGCUGGUGGUGGUGUGAUCUUCGUUGGCGGAAGUCAGCAAGGAUUGACCAACGGCGGCGGUGGCCGGAUGGGCACGAUCCAACCGGUACACCAUCGAACCCGAUCGCUGCCCCUCACCGAGGAGUCGGCGAUCCGUGUCACCAGCUUGACGUCCGGGCAUCAUCAUCAUCUUCAGUACUACACUCAAGGACCACCACCGGGAGGUGGCGGCGCGACCAGCACGAUACCCCACCGGAAGUCCUCGUCCUAUCUGCUGUCAGCCGCGAACCUGCACGUCGUUCCGGCGAAUGGCGGCUGUUCGCCACCGCCACCGCUGUUGUCCACCUCGCCCCACUACCAGUGCCAGGAGGUCCCACCGAUGUCGAACGGUGCUGGAACGGAGUCACCGUCGUUCGCCUCGCUGGUCCCGUCGCGCAGCUCGAUGGAGAGCAUAAUCGAGGAUCAGCGAGGUUACCUGCCGAUGGAUCUGAAGAAGCCCGAACCGAAUGAUGGUGCUGGUGGCCACCAUCAGAUGCAACUGAUCAGUCGCCUGUUGCGAAGCAGCAACCUACAGUUCACUACGUCCCCAUCGUCGUCGGUGCCAGGUCAGCAGAAGCUCAAGAUGACCCUGCAGACGGCCGUGUCCUCCGGUUCACCGUCGUCGUCGUCAUCCUUCUCGUCACUGACGCACCACCACCAUCACCACCACCAUCACCAGCACGGCAACGGAGGUAGCAGCAGUGGCGGCGGCAACGGCAGCAGCAACAGCAACAGCAACAAUGGCGCCCUCGGUAGUUGUAGUAAUCCCUCACAGUGCAGUAGCAGUAGCAAUUGCAAUCACGCUAGUAGCCAUAAGAGCACGAACGAACGUUCCUCGCCCGCGGCGCUGCGGCGCCUGAACGGUGGUGGCCGCACUGCUGGCGCCGGCAGUAGUACGAUCAGCAGGAGUAUCGCCAUUGCGCGCGAACGUUGCGACAGUCUUCCAUCGCGUAACCGCACGACCAGCGAAACGAUGCCGCAUCAGCAGCAGCUGCAGCACCAGCUCCAGCAGCAGCAGCAACAGCAGCAACAGUACCACCAGCAGCUGAUCCUGAACAGUGGCGGCAUGCCGCCGCCCCGGAUGAUCCCCAGCAAUCGGCCCCACUCGAUGCACAUCAGCAGCAGCUGCCACAGCCACAGUCCGCCGGUCAACUCGUCGCCACUCAGCCCGCCGCCUCAGCCCGGCGGCAGCGGCGCCUACUCGACCGGAAGUGACGGUUCGUCGCUCAGCAUCGACGAGUCGACGGACAGCUUCAUCACCGGUUCGCUCACCCCGGACGAGGGCAAUGGCUUUUCUAAGGUCAUUAAUCAACUCAAUUCCGGCGGCUCGAUACCGGAGGAAAACUCGGAGGAGUUCAUCAAGGACUACAGCCAUAUCGAUCUGCGGACCGGCGGCGGACUGCCGCACCAUCUCCAUCACCACAGCCACCAUCAUCAUCACGAUGACUACGGAGCGCAGCAUCACCUUAAUUCCUUUUCGCUUCCCAUACCGCAGGGCAUGAUGGGGCGCCGCGGCGGCAGUCCGGCCCCACCGUCGACGGUCGGUUCCGUGGAGGGCGGCAGCAGCGCGUACAUGGAGAUGUGCAGCCCGAGCGGCAGCUCCCCGGGCGACCCGUCCGGCAGCUGCUACAUGGCGAUGUCCCCGGUGGCCGACUAUUCGCGCGGUCUGUGUAGCAGCUCGAGUGCCCACAGCCGAGCGUCCAGCUUGGCGGAGGAUCUCGUCGACGGGUACGUCCCGAUGAGCAUGCCCCGUGUCGUGUCCUCCGCGGUACCCACUGUGCUGCAGCCAUCGGAGGAGUACCUCAGCAUGGACCUUGGCACGCUGAACGGAGGAACUGGCGGUGGUGGCCCGAACACGCUCACUAAUCGGCUCGCCAAUGCCGCUGGUGGCGGCGGCGGCGGCGGAAUGUCGUCGGCCGCAUCGAGCUGCAGCAUCACGUCCGGCACACCGUCAACCGAUUUGCGACUGUCACUGGAGAAGGUCCCGGCCUACAUCGGCCAAUCCGGGCCGGACGAUUGCGACAUGAUGCUGAACGAUCGGCCCCACCGCACGUACUCGGUCGGCAGCCGGCCGGAGCACAACAAGCGCAAGCUGCGCCUCGACAUACUCAGCACGGGUGACGGCUGCGGGAACGGAGGAGGCAACGGUGGUGGAGGAUCGGCCAGUUCCCGGGUGCGAGCGUUCUCGGUAGGAUCGCGCGCCAAAGUACCCCGCUCAGAUGGGGGGCGCGUCGGGGGAUACGGUGCCGGAACGGCGAUCAUCGUGCCGUUCCUGUCGGCCAACGAGAGCAACAACAACAGCAACAGCAGCAUUUCGAAUGCCGGCAGCAGCUACGCCAGCGGUGGCGUUGGUGGCGGAAGUGGCAUGAUGAUGCACCUCGACGAAACGCUCGGUACGGGAACGGGCGGCGGCGGCAACGGCGGUGGAGCAGGAGGUCUGUUGGGCAAGAAGUCGAGCAGUGGCUCGCUGCUACCGGACGGUGGACCCAGCGUCGUGAAGCUGACGGCCCACGGAUCGUUCGAUCGGAUGGGUGAUCUGAUGGAGAUCGACUACUCGCUGCCGACUCGAGCGGCGGGACCGAAUGGCGCGGCGGGUAGCAGUAGCACCCCGCUCAAGAAAGUGUCCCAGUCCGAGCCCGGAAUGGAGGAUUACCUCGACAUGUCGGGAGGGAGCAACAACAACAACAACAACGGUGACACGGAGGAGGACGCCCGACGAGCGGCCAUCGUCGCGUCACACGCCGUCGCCGGGUACGUGGAGAUGCGCCCGGGACGGCUCAACUCGCAGUCCUCGACGUCGGCGGCCCCGGUGGAGGAAAGCGACUAUCUCAACAUGACCCCCGGAGGCGGUGGCCACGAUGUGCCCGACUGCCCGGCGGCCACGAUACUGUCACCCAAAACGACCAGCUCGCCGAUACAGAUCCUAAACUCGCCGAAAAAGUUCGCCACACCGGCCGGUCCCAGCCAGCAGCCAGCGAUCGCCAGUGGGAGCGGAGGCGCCAGGAACAACAACUACCUCGAAAUGUACCCUCGGCUGAUGGGGACGGCUCAGCCAGCGGCGGCCACCCGUGCCACCCGGCAAGUCGCUACGAAAGUACCUUCGGAAGACUACCUGAACAUGAGCCCGCUGAUGAUGAGCGGGACGGACAGUGGCAGCGAAGAGAAGAUGAUGCACCCGGACACGGAGGAUGACGUCGCGGACCCGCUGGUGGAAUCGUCCAGCGCACCGGAAGGCUACAUGGAGAUGUCGUGGCCUCACAACCUCAGUGCCACCUCGGGCGCCCCUGGCGACGUUUGCAUGAAACCGCCGGCCAGCGAUGACGACUACAUGAACAUGUCGUGCGGUAGCGGUGGCGGUGGAUCGGAGGAUCGACUAUCGUCGGCCCCGAUCACCAUUCAUCCGUCGCCCGGCAAGUGUCGGCUCGAUCUGAGCGAAGAGUCCAAGGACGACGGAGCGGACGGUGGUGUUUCAAACAUCCCUACCUAUCUGCCCCUGUUGGGCCAGAAUCCGGAUUCGGCACGCAAAAACACGGUCUGUCUGCAGCAGCACCAGCACCAACAGCAGCAGCAGCAGCAACAGAGUGGAAGUGGGAUCCAGACGACGACCGGCCAACAGAGCGGCUGGGUGGGUUUUAGUCCGUCGAAAGCAAACUCCGCCCUGGCGCGCGCUCGGUGCGAUUCCCGUGACAGCGGUAUCGUAACACCGUCCGGCAGCCAGGCCACCAUCUUCCCGUUCAGCCCCGGCAGUCCGACGAAACCGUUUCCGGGCGACACGAAAAAGGAACCGCUCGAGGACCUGAGUCAAAACUAUGCCGAGUUGAGUCUGGGACGCCAGCAGCAGCAGCAGCAACAGCAGCAGUCGGUCGCUAAAGCCGAACCGGACUACGUCAACUACUGUCCCGCGGUGCCGCGGUCCAGUAAUCCCACCACACCGACGGAUCUGGCACCGUCGCUGCGGAGUCGCCUCGCGGAGGACGAUGGCGCGGGCGAUUACGCUCUAAUGAACCCCGCCAGCAGCCGGAAGCUGUCGACCACCUCGAUGGGUGCCACCGGGACCGGCGGAGCGAGUAGCGCCGGUGGCUCCACGAGCUCCAACAGCGGAGGCACCAAUGCCACGACGGCCGUCAACGCACCACCGGUGCUGGUGGCAAAAAAAUCUACGCUCCUCUCGAACCAUCCGGCUGCAGCCGCGGCGAUGGGUUUCAAGCCGAUCGCCUCGUCGCAGGACACGGAACUGCUGCGAUCGGCUACGACGGUAGUCACCGCCGGCACUUCGCACUCCGCGAGACCGAGCUACGCCCGUCAGCUGUCCGAGUGGCGCGUGAUAAGCGCGGAACCGACUACCAGCAGCGGGGUGGAGCCAGCGAUCGCUGUGGGUGAUCGUAGCCCGCGGCCAAACAGUGUCAACAGUGAGCUGAUCGGGGCUAGGGAUCGCACACCCGGGAUCACCGGGACCACCGGGCCGGGAACGUCCAGCGGUAGUGGCGUGGCGAUGCGGCCCAGUUCGGCCAACAGUGAGCGACUUCCGAGCAUAUCAGCAGCCACGACCGCCACCUCGUCAUCCGCGUCGUCCACGUCGACGCUUUGCGAGAGCAAAAACCAAAGCCCAUCGGCGUCGUGCACGGCCCUCGCGGGUCUGGGGCUGGCCCCCGGCAGUAGCGGUGGGGCGCGGCCCGACUCCGUGAGCUCCAUCACCGAUCCGCACAUCAUCUCGCGGCCACCCUCGGUGAGCUCCGAGCGGGAGCUUCACUACGCCAGUCUCGAUCUGCCGCCCUGCACCAAGCUGCCCUCGAGCAGCGCGGUGGGCACCGCCGCCGGUCCAACGGCGCCGAUACCGACAACGCCCGGAGCCGGAGCGGUGCAAAAGAUGGACGUCGACGAACCGCCGGUCGGUUUGAUGUCGAACGACAGUCACAGCUCGAUCGACUCCAUGAACUCUAGCCCUAGUCCGAGCGCGGGGUGUAGUGCCGGGCUGUCCUCUUCCUCCCAGCAGCAGCAACAGCAGCAACUGGUGCGUUGUUCCGCCUUCACCUACGCCCAGAUCGAUUUCGUCCGGUCCGUGGCGCAGGCGCAAAAGCAGCACCAACAACAACAGCAGCAGCAGCAGCAGCAACAACAUUCACAACCCUCAGCGGCUGGCCCCGGGGGCACUGCGGCUGCUGGCCCUGGUGGAAGUGGUAGCGGAAGUGGCCCCAGUAGUGCCACCGGCAGCGCCCCUCAGUCAUCGCAAGCGUAAGCACGCUCACGCUGUGCUCGUGGCGUUUCGUGUUUUGUACUUUCUUUUGUUCCAUUGUCACGUUCUCUUAACUUAUAUUUAGCCACUAAGUAACACCAAUUUUCCUAUCAUGAUGCAUU